Molecule: messenger RNA, 2074 nt
Organism: Pan troglodytes (chimpanzee)
Lineage: Eukaryota; Metazoa; Chordata; Mammalia; Primates; Hominidae
Gene: SLC25A19
Product: solute carrier family 25 member 19
Exons: 9
Coding region: 643-1605 (320 amino acids)
Biological process (GO): transmembrane transport
Source: RefSeq, a predicted model, not a curated record
GCACCCGCCGAGCCGUGUGAGUAACCUCUACCUCCGUCCUUCUCGCCGCCCUCUCGGGGACCAGCACCCUCGCUCCUCAGGGUGGUCGGGAGGGAGCACACGCACCCGGGCGCUCACGAGAGGGCGGGGACUGUGUACACACGUGUCACACCAGACCAGAGAAGCAUCUCCAGGGACACCGGCGGCCGAGCCCCGCGCACGCCCUUGAGCACCUGAGCUCCAGGGCGUCCCCUCGGACUCAAGGAGAAAAAACACACCCCGAGGCACACGUGGACACCUAGCCCUUCUCCCUGUGAUCAAUUACCAACUACCUGUUGAUAUGUGUGGUUACAGACUUCUUUCUAUGCUUUGUACAACUCUACAGACCGUAUGUAGGUAUUACUGUUUUUGUUUUUUGUUUUUACAAAAAAGGAAAAAAGUACAUCUCCUGGAAGGGAUGCUUGUUAGCUGAGCUCUGGUGGAUGAGAGGAGCUAGCCUUGAAAAAAGUUGGGGUUUUGCAGUGUUGCCUAGGCUGGUCUUGAACUCCUGAGCUCAAGCAAUCCACCCACCUCGGCCUCCGAAAGUGCUGGGAUACAGGCAUGAACCGCUGCGCCCAGUCCAAAACUUGAUACUGAUGGACAUUGUGUGGGCCAGAGGCAGGGAUGGUUGGCUAUGACCCCAAACCAGAUGGCAGGAAUAACACCAAGUUCCAGGUGGCAGUGGCUGGGUCUGUGUCUGGACUUGUCACUCGGGCGCUGAUCAGUCCCUUCGACGUCAUCAAGAUCCGUUUCCAGCUUCAGCAUGAGCGCCUGUCUCGCAGUGACCCCAACGCAAAGUACCAUGGCAUCCUCCAGGCCUCUAGGCAGAUUCUGCAGGAGGAGGGGCCGACAGCUUUCUGGAAAGGACAUGUCCCAGCUCAGAUUCUCUCCAUAGGCUAUGGAGCUGUCCAAUUCUUGUCAUUUGAAAUGCUGACGGAGCUGGUCCACAGAGGCAGCGUGUACGACGCCCAGGAAUUCUCAGUGCACUUUGUAUGUGGUGGCCUGGCUGCCUGUAUGGCCACCCUCACUGUGCACCCCGUGGAUGUUCUGCGCACCCGCUUUGCAGCUCAGGGUGAGCCCAAGGUCUAUAAUACGCUGCGCCACGCCGUGGGGACUAUGUAUAGGAGCGAAGGCCCCCAGGUUUUCUACAAAGGCUUGGCCCCCACCUUGAUCGCCAUCUUCCCCUACGCCGGGCUGCAGUUCUCUUGCUACAGCUCCUUGAAGCACCUGUACAAGUGGGCCAUACCAGCCGAAGGAAAGAAAAAUGAGAACCUCCAAAACCUGCUUUGUGGCAGUGGAGCUGGUGUCAUCAGCAAGACCCUGACAUAUCCGCUGGACCUCUUCAAGAAGCGGCUACAGGUUGGAGGGUUUGAGCACGCCAGAGCUGCCUUUGGCCAGGUACGGAAAUACAAGGGCCUCAUGGACUGUGCCAAGCAGGUGCUGCAAAAGGAAGGCGCCCUGGGCUUCUUCAAGGGCCUGUCCCCCAGCUUGCUGAAGGCUGCCCUCUCCACAGGCUUCAUGUUCUUCUCGUAUGAAUUCUUCUGUAAUGUCUUCCACUGCAUGAACAGGACAGCCAGCCAGCGCUGAGCGCAGGAAGGACCCCAGGUCUUCCCUGGAGGCAGCCUCCUGAAGGAAGGAAGAUUCAGUCUCCACUGAGAGGUGCCGUCUGGCCCUUCCCUGCAGGCCAGCUGCCCCAAGCGGGGUGGCAGCCUUGAACCCACCCAGCUGGGACACCACCAGAAGGUCCAGGGCUCUCCCCAUGAGAGAAUCAGAGGGAAUGCAGGACGUGGUCUAUGGUGAGCCAACACAGUGAGAAGGAGCAGGAAGUUGCUGUUUCUCCUCUGACCAGCCCACACUCCAAAGGAAGCAGACGCCAUCCUACACCUAUCAGCCCUGCCUGCCAGGAGAACAGAACACACUCCUGGUCUGGAUGGGGCUGCUGCUUGAGUGCAGAGGGCUGCGGUAGGCCCUUUGCAGGAGUCAGGUCCCUACACUUGGCCUGUUUUUCCCAACCUAUUUAAUAGACAUUAAAGCUAAACGCACAUUCCUUAUCUUA